Bactrocera neohumeralis is the source of this 2333-nucleotide messenger RNA. RefSeq names its product methylcrotonoyl-CoA carboxylase subunit alpha, mitochondrial (gene Mccc1). Gene Ontology annotation, molecular function: methylcrotonoyl-CoA carboxylase activity; metal ion binding; ATP binding. Gene Ontology annotation, cellular component: mitochondrion. The transcript has 8 exons. The record is from RefSeq and is a predicted model, not a curated record. The coding region runs from base 135 to 2231 and encodes 698 amino acids. Lineage: Eukaryota; Metazoa; Arthropoda; Insecta; Diptera; Tephritidae.
UGCCAAAGUGUGAUAAGAAUUCUGCGUGGAUAAUAAACGCAAAGAACAACAAAUUCAUUUUCAGUUUUUCUUUUGAUACGUCAACUAAAUCACAUCUAUUUUAUGGUAAUUUAGAAUCUAAUAGAUAAGAUAAGAUGUAUACAAGAUUGCUGAGACAAGUUCUUACAUUAAGAACUUACAGCACGAAAGCAGAUACGAAGGUGCAAUUGCGACCGAUCAACAAAAUUCUGAUAGCCAAUCGUGGUGAGAUCGCAUGUCGUGUAAUACGUACUGCAAGACGACUUGGUGUACGCACCGUUGCCGUUUACUCUGAUCCUGAUGAGCAUUCAUUGCACGCAUCACUCGCAGAUGAGGCAUUUCGCGUUGGAGAGGCCGCAUCAGCAUCCUCUUAUUUACGCGGUCAGCACAUAAUUGAUAUUGCCAAAAACGCUUCUUGCCAAGCAAUACACCCCGGCUAUGGCUUUCUCUCUGAGUCUGUGGAAUUUGCGGAACUAUGUCAGCGUGAAAAUAUUGUUUUUAUGGGUCCACCAAGUACGGCUAUACGUGAUAUGGGCAUCAAAAGCACUAGUAAGGCCAUUAUGGAUGCUGCCGGUGUGCCCAUCAUCAAUGGCUAUCAUGGCGAGGAUCAAAGUGAUGAGCGUUUGCAAGUAGAGGCAGAAAAAAUCGGGUUUCCCCUCAUGAUUAAAGCAGUGCGUGGUGGUGGUGGCAAAGGCAUGCGCAUUGCAAAUACAAGUGAAGAAUUUCUGACAGCACUCAAUUCAGCGCGCAAUGAGUCGCAGAAAUCAUUCGGCGACAGUUCGGUGUUGUUGGAACGUUAUGUACGUUCUCCACGACAUGUUGAAGUGCAAGUAUUCGCCGAUCAAUAUGGAGAUGCGGUGUAUUUGUGGGAACGUGACUGUUCAGUGCAGCGGCGGCAUCAAAAAAUUAUCGAGGAAGCACCGGCUCCUGGUCUAUCCGAACAACUACGGCGUGAAUUGGGUGAAGCUGCAGUGCGUGCCGCCAAAGCUGUGGGCUAUGUUGGCGCUGGCACGGUGGAGUUUAUCAUGGACAAAGAAGAUCUUUCAUUUCACUUUAUGGAAAUGAAUACGCGUCUGCAGGUGGAACACCCAAUAUCGGAAAUGAUCACUGGUACCGAUUUGGUUGAAUGGCAAAUACGUAUUGCGGCCGGUGAACGCUUGCCCCUGACCCAAGAGGAAAUCGGGCGAAAUGGGCAUGCAUUUGAAGCUCGUAUUUAUGCUGAAAACCCACGUGGUGGAUUUUUACCAGGUGCAGGCCCCUUACGUUAUCUUGCCACACCACAACCAAACGAGUUUGUACGCGUUGAAACUGGCGUACGCGAAGGUGACGAGGUGUCCGUACAUUACGAUCCAAUGAUAGCCAAGCUAGUUGUUUGGGGCGAAAAUCGUACACAAGCGUUGAAUAGCUUGAUUGCGCGACUGCGUGAAUAUCAUAUCACCGGUCUUGAAACAAACAUCAAUUUCCUCAUUGAUUUGGCUGCUCAUCCAGAAUUCCAGCAGGGCAAUGUUCAUACCGGUUUUAUUGAUCAGCAUUUUGAUACACUAUUUCCACCUAUCGAAAUCAAAGUUGAGCAACUUUGUAAGGCAGCUGUCGCCUUGGUACUCAAUGAGAUGCAAGUCUUCGGCAGCAACGCCAGCAAAAACGAUCCAUUCAUUGCAACACUAAAUGGACGUUUAAAUUAUUCGCUGAUUAAAAGCUACCAACUGAAAGCGAAUGAUAAAGUCUACAAUGUAAAAGUGCGCUAUGACAAGUCCUCCUUGCAAGUACAAGUCGAUAAUGAUGCGUGGAAGAGUAUAAAAUCCGAACGCAUUGCCGAUGGCGACCGAUUGAAAAUCAGAGCAAAUAUUGAUGACAGCAUUUCAACAUAUAAUGCCAAUAUUGAUGGUACAGAAGUGACACUCUUUUUAGAUAAUGGCAAAUUGAGUUUUGAGCUCGUCCAGCCGAAAUUUUUAAGUGCACUCUCCGAACAACACAGUGGCGUCGGUGGCAACAAAAUAGUCGCACCAAUGCCAGGCGUUUUGGAAAAGGUAUUGGUCAAACCUGGUGAUAAGGUGAAAAAGGGCGACAGCCUAGCAGUGCUGAUAGCAAUGAAAAUGGAACACAUUCUUAAGGCACCACAGGACGCCAAAAUUAAGUCAAUUGGCGGUGCCGAAGGCGAUAAUAUUGCUAAAGGUGCGGCAGUUAUUAUCUUUGAGGACGAGGAAGCUGAAUAAAAUUCGAAGUGCUGAAUUGUUCAACAAUCGUACCAGAGAAAAUUGCAUUUACACAACUAUACAGUGAAUAAAUAUAUAUUUUUUUAUUGUGGUGACUACAAA